Messenger RNA from Miscanthus lutarioriparius, 618 nucleotides. The record is from the annotation of a GenBank genome assembly. Lineage: Eukaryota; Viridiplantae; Streptophyta; Magnoliopsida; Poales; Poaceae.
AUGGAUCUGGAUUUGAGGCUAGGGGAGGUGUAUAGGCGGGCCCCUGCUGUCUGCGCAGACUGCAGCAGCUGUGCCGCUGGCUGCCCUGACCCAAGGGAGUCAGGAGAGGCGCCUAUUACUGAAUAUGAGCAUUCAAGGAAUGAAGAAAUAAUGAAAAACAACCAAGAGCUGGAGAGGCUUGGUAUCAAGACAUUAGUGCCCAUAGUGAAGAAUACAUCUGUGGAGAGAAAGGGUAAAGACCAUGAAGUUUCUGGAUCAUUGUAUAUAGGUCAGGAGAGUGGUCAGGAGAGUGAGGACUGUGAAGAUGAGGAGGUUAUUAGCAAGAGACAAGAGAAAUAUAAAGAUGUACAACCUACUGCUAUUGAUCUUUUCAAGGACUUCCACUGCAGCAAGAACAAAGGAUUCAGUGAGCCUAUCAAGAAAGCUAUUGCUGAUAUGGAAGCGAUCAUGGCUGAACCAGUACACGAUGAAGAGCAACCAAAGUCAGUGAACCAUGUUGUUUCUCAAGUUGUGAAAUCAACUACAUUUCUUCAAGUAGCAGGAAUUCAACCAAACUCCAACAAUAGCUCUAAAGGUUGCACUUCCUCAAAGAAUGAACAUUUUAAAGGGGAUCAAUGA